Iphiclides podalirius (scarce swallowtail) is the source of this 5346-nucleotide messenger RNA. Lineage: Eukaryota; Metazoa; Arthropoda; Insecta; Lepidoptera; Papilionidae. The record is from the annotation of a GenBank genome assembly.
AUGCUGCUAUUGUUCCUGUUAAUAUUUAAUAACUUUGUUACCAUACUUUCUGAGUCUUUAGUUCGCGAUGACUUAAUAAGUGAAGCUCCGAUACAUUAUGAUGACCAUUGUCGAGUUUGUCAUCGUCUUGGUGAUUUAUUAUGCUGUGAAACUUGCCCUGCAGUAUUUCAUUUGGAAUGUGUUGAUCCACCUCUUGUUGAUGUGCCUUCUGAAGACUGGCAGUGUGCUUUAUGUAAACAACACAAAACUAUGGGUGUAACAGAUUGCCUUCCUGAUGCAGAGAAACAAGGCCUGCUAUGUCGUCAUGAACAUUUAGGCUUUGAUCGACAUGGAAGAAAAUAUUGGUUUAUUGCAAGACGCAUUUUUAUAGAGGCAGAAAAUGGUGACGUAUGGUACUAUUCAUCAGCACAGCAAUUCCAAGAAUUAUUAAAUAUUCUGGAUGGUGAUGAAAUGGAAGCACCUCUUGUCAGAGAGUUCUUAGAAAUGAAAAAAGAAAUUGUGAGACAGAUGGACAUUACAGAAAAACUAACAAACCAAGUUAAAGGAAAUAGAAAAUCAUAUCUAGAGGUGGAAAAUGCUAGUAUUAUUAAACAACGGGAGCUAAGGGAAGAAAAGAAACAAAAUGAUCAAGAACAUGAUUUAAAGUUAGAAGAUGAUAAACAUGAAACAGAAAUAGCAUUAGAUGCUGAUGGGGAUGUUGUGAAUGAGGUAACUGUUACAAGUGAGGAUAAUCUUAAAACAGAUAAUGACGAGCAACCAGAUUUGGAUGAUGACAACUAUAAAAUGCAAAAAAAUAAUCAACACAAAAUAAAAUUUUUACAAAAAAAAAGUGAGGAAGUUACUGAAAGGGUUACUAGAUUGAAAUCUAAUCAAAUUUCAAAUGGUACCUAUCUCUUCAAAUUGGGAAAUGAAAAUGCAUUCAAAACUUAUAUUAACCAAUACACAAGUAAUCCUCUAGCAUUAAACAAGCCUCAAAGGAAUGAAGAAAGAGACAAAAAAAGAUACAUUUCACAUAAAUUUUCAUUAUCAUCCGGUCAAGAAUUUAAAUGGAUUGGUUUACUUAAUGCUACUAAACCUUUAUUAGUGGCUACACUCAGACAAACAUUACUUCAUUUGGAAUCUAACAUAGUAUUGCAGUUUAUGCAUCCAAAUUGGUCUUUAUUAAGAAAACCAUGGGUGCAAGCUGUGCAACUAUGUCAAGCUCCAAGGGAUUUUGCUAGAGCUCUCUGUGUUUUACAGGCAUGCAUAAAAAGUGUUGUUUGGGUGCAAGCCUGGCACGAACAGUUGGGCCAUGUAAGACUUAUAAGAACUACUGCAACAGAACGAGAGGAACGAAAGAAAUUGGAUAAAAGGGAAAAAAAGGAGAGAGAUGAAGAAGAAGAAAGAUAUAGAACAGCAUACAAUUUUGUUAAAUAUUCUUUAGGACUUCGCCAUCAGGUGUGGAAACAAAAAGGCGAGGAAUAUAGGAUUCAUGGACAAUGGGGUUGGCUAUGGAAUUCAUCAACUAGAAAAUUUAAAAAACAUCACACAAAUCAUAAAUUAAACUUACUAAAUGGACCAGCCAAAAUGGCUGUUAGAGUUAGAGAAGGAAAUACAAUAAAGGUGUUGGCAGUUGAGCCAAAAACUUAUGAAUAUUUGACAUCAAAUGAUACUGCAGAUGAAGAUGUUUUAGAGAAAUUACCAUCAUCAAUGCGAAACAUGAAAUUCGAAAAAGAAUCUGAAGAUUUUGAAGAAAUAGAUGUGGAAAAAGCUUUAAGUUCAUCUACAAGAAGAUAUUACCCUAAAAUAGCUAGAAAGUCUAAAUUAGAUGAUUUUCUUGCACGACGCACUUAUUUAAAGUUUAUGGAGGAGAAAAAGCUGGGGAAUUUACUGGCCAAUAUAAAGAAAGAAGAAGAGGUAGAUGUUAUAAAUGAAGAGGACAAAAAUGUAGAUGUAGAAUCAGAGGAACCUGAUAUAGACCCAGCUUCUAUAUGUGGAUCGGUUGUUAUUCCCCUAGAACUACCUAAGACAGUGCGUGAAGUUACUUCAAUACGAAGUGGAUUAAGGAAACGUAAACGUGCGGAAUCACCCCAAAACACAGAACCACAGGUAUCUGAAGAAUGGGUGGAUGAAGAUAAACUAGAAUUAUGGGAAGUUCGUCAAUAUGGAGAACGGGCGGAACGUAUAACUCCGGUAACGCGACAGACAACAGGAAAACUUCCACAGAGGAAUAUAGCUCCUACGCCCCCUAAUGCCGCAGACCUUAAAGAUAAAAUGGAGCAGCAAUUACGCGAACAAAGAGCAGCUCAUCAACAAAAGAGAGCCCUAGAGAUGUCACAAGAUAAAGCUAAGUCAUCUCAAAAUUCUGGGAAAAGUACCUUAACUUCAUUAUUGACGACGAACAGUGGAACUCCCACAGGUCAGAAAACUGUAAUUGGAACUAGAAGAAUUAUCAUGACAAAAGGUGCUGAUGGUACUACAAGAGUUAUCAGUCAACCUGUAACAGGUGGAUCAAAAACAAUUGCUUCCGGAGAUGUGUCAAAAUCUAAUACAAAUACUCAUAAAGAUGGACCUCAAAAGGUUCAAAUAAUACGAGCUCCUGAUGGUAAGUUGACUGUCAGAGGUUUACUGGCAGGGCAGCAGUUGAUACAAUUGCCAGAUGGAAAAUUGCAUGUUGUUAUGGCUGGACAACAAGGUGUAUCUGGACAGUUGGUUGCUACAUCCUCAACGGCCAAAACAUCUGAAGCAGAAUCUACAACUACUGAAAAUUUUGAAAAACCCACAAUUGUAACAAAAGCCAACAUGGAUGAAGUAAAACCUGUUACAACUUCCCGUAUUGUAACACAACCAACACAGCAAACUAUUGUGCAGAGUCGUCAGUUAAUUAUGCAGCCAGUGCAGCAGUCACAGCAGGUUGUCGUGCAGCCUUCUCAGCAGUUGGUUGUACAGCCAACUCAGCAGGUUGUUGUGCAAGCUGGGGCACGCCCUACUAUUCAACCAAGAAUGCAACCAAUGCAAACAGUGUUGGUUCAGGGACAAAUAUUGCAACGUACGCCGCGUCCUCAAGCACCACGCGUACGUCCCUCCACGCAACAGAUUGUUGUCAACAAUCCUGUAUUGGUGCAACAAAUUGCUGCAGGCAAGAUACAACUUGCAACAGUAAAUGGUCAGCAAGUGUUGAUACGGCCGACAGGAAAUAACCAGGCACAGAUUGUGGCACAUAUUGGUCAGAGCCCUACGGCCGCGACACCAAAUAAUCCAGCUCCUGCUGUCGUGACUGCAGUAGCCACAGCUGUCGCGACUGCACCACAAACAGCUCCGCGUCCUGCACUUGCUUUAGCCGCGCCUUCGGCGCAACACCACCUUACUGAAGACCAGAUAAUGGAAAAACGGCUUUUAGCUGGUCAACCUCCAGGAACAGUUAUAAAAACAGUGACGGCGCAGGUCAUGCAGACAAGUAGUGGUCCUAGCAUUGUGCUGCAGGGAUUACAUGGAUACUCAUUGUCACCUCAACAAUUGGCGCUUGUUCAACACCAGGUCAAACAACAAUUGCUAAAAGCUCAAGAAUCAACAGGAAAGCAGGGUAUGCUGGGGCCCAGAAAAAUGUACCUUGCGGUACAUCCAACUCCUAAUGCAACACCAGCAAUAGCUACUGUCACAGCUCCACCUACUUUACAACCAAUCCAAUCUCUACAGCCGAUUCAGCCGCUCCAGACUCUGCAACCACUCUCUUUGCCUGCACACCAGGAGGGUAUUGAAGAAGAUCAAACAAAACGUCAAUCCUUAGUGAAUGGAGAGGAUAUUGUUGCGGAAGCAGCCAGUCAUAAAGAGGCAAUACCGUCUAAACCGGAAGAUAUACAUGAGAAUAACACUAAAACAGAUAUAAUUAACUCGGGUCGUGAUGGUGUGCAAGCUGGCAAUAAAUUUGUUUUGACUCCAGACUACAUACAACAAACAAUAAAAAGCGCACUAAAGCAGGAGAACCUCAAUCCGGAGAUAGAAGAGAAACUCCUGCAACUGCAGCGGUACCAGGAGAAGCAGAUGAAGCCCGACGCCCAAACGGAACGCGAGAUGCGCGCGAUAGUGGCGGCCGUGCAGUCGCCGUCGCCGCCGCGCCGGCGCGCCAUCUCCUCGCGGCACGACGACGACGACGAAUGGGUGGACAGCAGCAGCAGCCCGCGGAAGCGCUCGCGGCCCGCGCGGCCCCCUACCCCGCCGCCCCCGACGCGCCCGGCACCCACCGCCCGCCUGCCCACGCCUUCGCCCACGCCGAUCCCCGUGCAGACCGCCUCUCCCGUCGCCCCCGUCCCCGCGCCCACCUCCGCCUCCGCCACCGCCUCCGCCUCCGCUCCUGCCCACGCUCUCGCUCAUGCGCCCGCCGCGCCGCCCCAUGACGAGCGCCGCCGCGCCGCUACCAACCACUCACGGCUGCAAAUGCUACUCUUCAAACAUAAGGAGAUGCUCAAAAAGGAUAUAAUCAAGAAACGUGGUCUCCUCGAGAAGGAACUCGGUGUUGAAAUACAGAAGGAAUUGUCCGCGGAGUUGGCACUGCGUACGCGCGCAGAGCGUAGCAAGCAGGAGGAGGUGCGCACGUCGGGUGGCAAGCGGCGCACCACGUCAGGCCCAGGGCGCGAUGGGCCGCACCGCAACAACAAGAAGUCGGUCAAGAAGGAGAAGCUGCUCUGCAUCUGUCGUACGCCAUACGACAACACCAAGUUUUAUGUUGGGUGUGAGCAUUGUAGUAAUUGGUUCCACGGCGAUUGUGUUGGGGUUACUGAAGAAAUGAGUAAGACAAUGGAGGAGUACAUUUGCCAAGAUUGUCGACGCGCUGAAGAGACGCAAGAACUUUAUUGCUUGUGUCGGCAGCCCUACGACAAUUCUCAAUUCUACAUAUGUUGUGAUAGGUGUCAAGAUUGGUUCCAUGGUCGGUGUGUUGGUAUCUUACAGUCAGAAGCAGAUAACAUUGAUGAGUACAUUUGUCCAAACUGUCAAAAAAAUAAUUCUGUCAAUUAUGCAAAUAUGAAAGAACUCUCUGCAAAAGAUUUUGAAAAUUUAAAAAGGCUUGUUAAACAGAUACAACUACAUAAAAAUGCAUGGCCUUUCAUGGAGCCGGUAGAUCCAAGAGAAGCACCUACAUAUUACAAAGUAAUUAAGGAGCCAAUGGAUCUGCAAACAGUGGAGAGAAAAGUGAAUGAACAAAGUUAUAGUACAUUAAGUGAAUUUAUUGGUGACAUGACUAAAAUUUUUGACAAUUGCCGUUAUUUUAAUCCUAAAGACUCAGAAUUUUACCGAUGUGCGGAAGGUUUAGAAGCGUACUUUGCACAAAAAAUAAAGUACUUUCGUGAAAAACUUUUCGAGACGACGCAA